Molecule: messenger RNA, 717 nt
Organism: Mycotypha africana
Lineage: Eukaryota; Fungi; Mucoromycota; Mucoromycetes; Mucorales; Mycotyphaceae
Exons: 1
Coding region: 1-717 (238 amino acids)
Source: RefSeq, a predicted model, not a curated record
AUGUCAAAUCUAUCUUUUGAAGCCGAGGGUAGAUUUCUCUCGCUACGUGGACCAUAUGUUAACAGUCUCGGCACAAUAGAGCAUCCGCUAGUCACAAAGGAUCUUAGUGAUAAUCGGCGUAAAAGGGAUGGACCAACCGCAGGGUACCAUAUAACCGUCGUGAAUCAUCUUGAGAUUAAGUCCUUUUUACCAGAUACAGAACUCAAUGAGCGAGGUGAGGAAGUACAACUUUCCUUGUCCAAAAAAAAGAAGCUUUUCCGUAAACAUCAGAUGCAGCUAUUAAAGCAAGUUUAUGAAAAAUUCGGGAACGCUGAUCAUUGGGAAAAACCUCGAGAUCUUGGAUUAGGCAUUUGUAAAAAAGAUAAUGCUGUCAGUUAUUAUCGGGUGAUUUUCUGGCCGUUUGGACAAGAAAUUCGACGUUUCUUAGGGUUACCACCUUGCAAUUUCCAUAUCACUGUUGGUUUUACACCGCAAGAUAUUCAUUUGUACAAAGGACCUGGCUCAUUAUUGUGUCUACAAGGAAUUUCGCCAUGUUCAAAUAGGGAAUUGUGUACACUUAUCGACUUCCUGCCUUUUUACACAGAAGACUUUGAAUUUCUGAAGAAUCUCUAUUGGGUCUGCUGUAAAUACAGAUAUUACAUGGCAAUGGGUCACCUGAUUAAAGUUACUUUCAAAUGUAGGUUGACUUUGGCUGAUGUCUCCUUGGACUUUGUUUAA